Molecule: messenger RNA, 1746 nt
Organism: Talaromyces marneffei
Lineage: Eukaryota; Fungi; Ascomycota; Eurotiomycetes; Eurotiales; Trichocomaceae
Exons: 5
Coding region: 1-1746 (581 amino acids)
Source: RefSeq, a predicted model, not a curated record
AUGGACUAUCAUCGUGCCGAUGGAUUGAGUCGUAAAGUUGCUGUCGCCGUGACACGUUUGCCAGCUAAGGUUCCAGUCACUGAUCCUCGCUACGGAGGUGCAGUUCUAAUCAAUCCAGGAGGGCCGGGUGGUUCUGGUGUCGCUCAAGCGUUGACCACAGGUCGCAAUCUUCAGACCAUAGUGGACGCGGACAUUGAUUUCUUGACAGAAAGUCACAAACACAAUGACUCGUUUUACUUUGAUAUUAUUGGCUUUGAUCCGCGAGGCGUGAAUAAUACUACGCCUCAGUUCAGUUGUUUUCCCAGUCUGCUAUCAAAGGUCAACUUUGGAUUGCAAGCCGAGGCCGAUGGCAUAUUAGGCAGUUCCGCCGACUCCUUGAUGAGAAACUGGCAACGAGGAGCCGCUCUGAGUCAAAGCUGCUCCGAAGUACUACUUGCGAGGGAUGGCAAUGACAGUACCGGAGAGGUCCUAGGUGAACAUUUGAAUACCGUCCCUGUAGCUCGUGAUAUGCUUGAAAUUAUCGAAAGGCAUGCAGAGUGGCGUGAAAAACAGGGUCUCAAGAGACAACAAGAAGAGGAUAAAGCUACCGGCUACCAUGCCGAGCAGAAGAUUGCCGUCCGUACACGUUGGGAUCGUGGACAGGAGAAACUACUCUACUGGGGUCGAUCAUAUGGUACCGUAUUGGGCGCCACAUUUGCUACCAUGUUCCCUGAUCGAAUUUCUAGGAUGUUGCUGGAUGGUGUAGUUGACACCGAUCAUUAUUAUGACGGGGGAGGCGAAUCGAGUAUUACUGAUGCCGACGCUAUCUUUCACCGAUUCUUCCAUUACUGUGACGUAGUCGGCUUGGAAAAAUGUCCAUUUUACAUGAAAGGGGGUCCAUCUGAAAUACGAGAAGCUUAUAAAGGGAUUGAAUCUGGCCUCCGAGCCAAGUCCAUGCCAGUAGCGGCUUCGAGCAACCACGGACCCGAAGUUAUUACAUGGUCGGAUUUGAAACUUAUUCAACGCAUUUCAGUAUAUCAGCCACUCCUUACAUUCCCGCUGUUAGCAAAACUCUUAGCAGAUCUUAAACGCGGUGAUGGAUCAUCGAUGGCUGCCUUCAAGCAAGGUCUUCGUCCAGUUACCUGUCUGUCAGAGGAAUGUAUUGGGACUGGUUCAUGGUCACAGCAAUGCACUGGUUUCGAGACUAGCGAGGAUUCUUCUAGUCAAGCUAUUCUUUGCAGUGAUGCCAUAUAUACAAACACCUUCGAUCUGGAUGAAUUUGAAGGCAUAUGGAACGGUUUUGUGGCUGAUAGCAAGAGCAUUGGGGACUAUUGGGCUAGUGUGUAUUUGACCUGUGUAGGAUGGCAACCGCGAGCCAAAUGGCGAGUAAAUGGCCCUUACGCUGGAAACACUUCCCAUCCUUUAAUGCUUGUCAGCACCACGCUUGAUCCAGUGACACCACUCAAAAGUGCAAAGAAAAUGUCCAGUCGGUUUAAUGGAUCAAUUGUUCUUGAACAAAGUUCAGAAGGCCAUACAACUGGAUCUGGUCCCUCGGUCUGCUCUGCUAAGGCUAUUCGGAAGUAUUUUCAAACUGGACAAUUGCCAGAGACUGGCACACUCUGCUAUAGUGACUUUGAGCCACUUAUCGACACUCCUCAAGAAACUGCACUGAUCCACAACAUGAGUAGUACAUCGGAUCGUCGACUAUACGAGGCCAUGCUUCAGGAUACGUUCACUUUUGGAUUUCCAGCCGGACUAGUGACCUGA